This is a messenger RNA of Grammomys surdaster, 4385 nucleotides long. Its product is annotated as cytochrome b5 type B. Gene Ontology annotation, molecular function: heme binding. The transcript has 5 exons. Bases 71 to 517 code for a protein of 148 amino acids. The record is from RefSeq and is a predicted model, not a curated record. NCBI's taxonomy places the organism in Eukaryota, Metazoa, Chordata, Mammalia, Rodentia, Muridae. Gene Ontology annotation, cellular component: mitochondrial outer membrane; intracellular membrane-bounded organelle.
GAACGCGGGCCGAGCGUGAAGGAAGUUAGCCACAGAAUCCUAGAUACCGACGGAAAGGGACUCGGAUCCAAUGGCGACCCCAGAGGCCAGUGGCAGCGGUAGCGGCGGGAAUGUCGAGGGCUCCGACCCCUCCGUCACCUACUACCGGCUGGAGGAGGUGGCGAAGCGAAACACUGCGGAGGAGACGUGGAUGGUGAUCCACGGGCGAGUCUACGAUAUCACUCGCUUCCUCAGCGAGCAUCCUGGUGGGGAAGAGGUUCUCCUGGAACAAGCUGGUGCUGAUGCAACUGAAAGCUUUGAAGAUGUCGGCCACUCCCCUGAUGCCAGGGAGAUGCUAAAGCAGUACUACAUUGGUGAUGUCCAUCCGAGUGACCUUAAACCUAAAGGUGGUGACAAGGAUCCUUCAAAAAACAAUUCAUGCCAAAGCUCCUGGGCUUAUUGGAUUGUCCCCAUUGUGGGCGCCAUUCUCAUAGGUUUCGUGUAUCGUCACUUCUGGGCUGACAGCAAAUCCUCCUGAGGAGGCCAUGUGGAAGCUGGAGCACAUACUCCCGGGAGUGAGAGGUGGAGACUUGUUUGGAGGCGCAGGGUGCUCCCUCCUUGAAUCCUGCCAGUUGUUUUCUUUCCCCUUGGAGCCAAGAUGGUUGACCAGAUAUCUAUCCUCCUUCACUGUAGGACCAGAGUCUUUCAUCAGCCAGAGCCUGACUCCCAAAGCACCUGCUCACGCUGUGUCCUUGCCAGGUUCUUCUCACUGGUUCCCACUCCUUCCCUUCAUUUCAAGAGUUGAUGCCAAUGACUUAGAGUUCUUAUGCUGUAGUGGUGUGGCCUUUGGGGGACACUACAUGAUUUCUCCUACUAUGAAUUCACAGUAGACGUAGUUAAGGAAACAGCAGUCUAGUUAUGAAUCUUUCCCCAUUUUUCUUUUAAGUAAAUUUAUUUUUUUUAAAUUCUGAUUUAAUUUUGUCAUUCAUCAUAAGGGAUUUGAUUCAUGAAGUUGUGUAUCUCUUAUUUCAAACACAGCUGCCAAAUGAUCUUAUUUAUGAUUGUUGGAAGUAAGGGGCCAGCAAGAUGGCUCAUUGGAUAAAAGCAGUUGCGGCAAAGCCUGGUGACCUGUGUCUGAGUUCCUCUACCCACAGGGGUGGGAGAGAACCAAUUCCCAAAAGUUGUCCUCUGACUUCCACAUGUGUGCUGUGGUCUUUGUACACGCACGCGCGCAUGCACACACACAGACACACACCAGAUGUAAAUUUUAAAAAUAGAAGUACAGCAACAGUGGCUGUCUACCCCCAGAUAGUGUAGCUGAUGCUCCUCCUGUCCCUCAGUCCAGCCGCUUUUUUCCCAAGAGUACUUCACAAAACUGUACAUCCCUUUGAUUUCUUAGGGAUAUAAGAGCUGAAGAAGGGCCAACUACAGAAUCAUCUCUUUUGCAAAGAGAACGAAACACUACUUAUAGGAUAGCAGUUUAAAAAGUGACCAACGUGUGCUCUCCGAUCUGACACCGGUUUCUAACCAUCUUCGCCCUGGCUGUCUUUACCAGUGAAAGAUGAGUGUGUGGUUAUCCAUGGAACUUCUCUACGGUACAUCGGGUUUCACAAAAGGCGUUCUGCUUUUUUGUUUACUGAUUUGCAAAUUUCUGAUUCCCUGUCUUAAAGUAAGAGCCUCAAGUUUGAUCUUAUAUUUAUCUCGGUAAAAUAACUUAUAUGUAAAUGUCACUGUCAGGCAUGCCCUUUCAGAUUGGAGACCGUACCAAGGGACUUCUGUUUUCAUCUGGGUUUUACCUCCAUGGCUCCAACUUGGUGAUUUUGUCCUACUUUUCUAUUGAGGAUAAUGAUAAAUCUGGAAGCUUUUUUCCCCCUUGGAUAUGAAUUUCAUUGGAAAGUAGGUAGUUGUUUAAAAUUCCUUUUCUCAUUGGUCCAGGCAUUUUCCUGGCACCUCUGGCUGUAUUCUUUCUCCCUGUGGCGGUGCCUGACAGUACCCAGCUGUUUCUUAGUUUCUAUGAUUUUUCUUCACAUCUUUGUUCAUUACCAGUCAGCUUCUGGGCUGGUGUCAUAUCCAGCAGGAAACCAUGGAAUUCCAGAAGGACCAGAGCUGUUGGGAAGUGUCCUCCUGCCUUCCUUCCAGCUUGCUAGGGGCUUGACAGGACAGGAACCUGCACAGUAAACCAGUCUGCUCAUGCAAACUAUUUUUAAAAAAGUUCAGCCCAGGACUCGUAUCCUGUGAUUUAGCAGUUGAAUGAAUUCAGAAUUCAUCAAAAUAACAUUAGGUUUUUCCUUGCACAUUUGGAUAUGAUAUUUUAGAGUGAUUUCUAGGUGACUUUUAUAUGUCAGAGAUGAAGACUUAAUCAACCUUUAAUCUUUAGAAACGUCUGUAAUAUUGUGUCAUAGAUUGACAGCAUACUUAUUCUGUAACAAAAGUGGCACACUGAGCGCACCUCCACCUAAAGGCUGGGAAGGCUGGGAAGGCUGGGAAGGCUGGGAAGGCCGGGGAGGAAGGCUGGGAAGGCUUGUGUGCAGGGAGGCCGGGACCCACUUGCUGGGAUAGGGAAGUCACAUGGAGUAUGCUGGGUAGAAGGAAAGGACAAAGGCACACUGUGUGCAGGACGGGAGCAUUCCAGCUAACACCAAACCUGAUGGUACACGUAGUGAAAAACAGCUUAUAGGAAAUAUUAAAGAACUGCAUUUUUGGCUGGGCAUGGUGGCACACACCUUUAAUCCCAGUGUGGGAGAGGCAGAGACUGGAAAAUCUCUUGAGGCCAGUCUGGUCCACGUUAGUAAGUCCCAGGACAGUCAGGGCUACAUAGAGAGACCAUGUCAGAACCACUCCACCUAAUAAAAGAACUGUAUUUUUAAGUGAAAUUGGUGUUUUGAUAUUUCUCCAGUAAACAUUAAUACAAAAACAUUUUUUUCUAUUUUACAUCUGUGUCUUUACCGCUUGUUACAGCUGAGCUCUUCCUCCCCUGAGAGCCAGAAGGAAAAGAGUUUCAUACUUUGUCUUUGCUAUCCAUGAAAUACAUCAGUACCCAGGGCUUCUUUUGAACUACUGAUAAUGUGAUAUCAUUUUAUAUUAUAAAAAAAUGAUACUGCUUUUUUUUUUUUAAUCUUUAAUCCCGGGACUUGGGAGGCAGAAGCAGACAGUUCUCUUGAGUUGUAGGCCAGCCUGGUUUACAGACCAAGUUCCAGGCCAGCCAAGGCUACAUAAUAAGACUGUCUCAAAACAAAACUCCCAAACCUUUCAGGUCCAUUUGCUGUAAUUCUGUUGCCUAGAUAAACAGCUAGGCAAAAGGUAGGUUUUAAGUGAGAGUUUGUCAAGGCUUUUCGUAAACAACAAAGCAAUACAACAUGUGCACAAGUGUAUUUUUAAAAGUCUGAACUUGUCAAAGAAGCCUUAACAUUUGAGGGUCAUGAAAACCAUUAUUAAGACCAAGAGGAGCCAUUUCCUGUCACUGACAGCCCCUCCUGACCUGGGGGCAGAGGCGGAUUUGGUUGUUUAUUCUUGAGGUGACCAGCUGCUGGCACAUAUACAGGUAAUGACAGGUGAACAUGAAAGAGAAUUUUGUGCUACCCAGAUACAGGGUGUUAAUGCCCAUUCUCAAUCAUCACUGAGUGAUAUAUCUAUUUGUAAAGAAAGCAACAGGACGCUGUAUGGACUUUAUAUCUCCUUGUGUGAUUACUUAAGCAGAGACAAGUCUGUCCAAAGCCAUCACUUGAGCUGGCUGGCUCUUGCGGCGGUUGCCAUCGGGGCUCAUGGUGUUGGGUUUGUGCUCAUUUGGUGCUGAUGGCGAGCAGUGAAGUGAUUUACCAGCCAGGUGUGUCAUCACACACGACACUCAUGCUUCUGUCUCAGGUGAUACCCCUCUGGCUGAAGUCGACCUGAGAUAACUGAAGCACACAGCAUUAAAUAUUCUUUGCCUCCUACCCCAGGGAAAGUGGACUCAGACUUGUCCUGUCUCGACAAGAAACUGAAGUGUUGAAGCUGUGAGGUUCCGUUGCCAAAUGUCUCAAAAGUAACGGGGAGCCCCGUCACAUUUGGCCAGCUUUGGGAUUUGUGGGAGUGGUCUAGGAGGGAGGCUGAAGAAGCAGGGAUAGGCCAGUCACCUGCCUUACGUCCAGUGUCUUACUCAUGAAUUGCAGGGGCCGCUCCUUGCCCACGCCUGCAUCGUCUAGAUCAGCUGCUUGGGUAGAGCAUCGUUUCGGUUAUUUAACUCACCUUUUCCUGUACCCUCUGCUGAGUGGCUAAUACUACAUUCCUUUUGUGAAUUCAACGAUGGAGUUUGUUUACCUAUUUGGUUUCAGCUUAUUUUGAACAAAGAUCUUUGUCUCUUUCUACUGGAAUGUGCACACAGUGAAUGUUUGUUAGAACUACACAAUAAAGAUACUGUUUUCCUUUUC